AUGUAUCGUCUCCUCUGUGCACUUUAUUUUGUUUCAACCGCUUCUUUUGCAUUGGAAGUGAUACCGGAAAGACCAGAAAUUAUAUACACUAAUGAAAAUUAUGUCAAAAAUGUGAAGGCUUCUGUGAGGAGACCAUCGAGAAACUCAAAAUACGUACUGAACAUUGAUUUGGUAACUUUACAACAGUGGAACAAAAAUGUUACUUUUCACUUUAAUAUAUACGAGAACUUGCACAACGAGUACAAAAUUAGCUUCGUAAAUAUCCCAGAUAUGAACUUCUGUGAGGUAAUAAAAUUUCAAUUAUUCCAAAAAACCUUAGAGAACACAAUGGUGAAGUGUCCUCUGCCUGCGGGACACAUUCAUGUACCAAAUCUAACUCUAGCAAUACCUGAUUUUCCAUACACGUGGCCAUUUGAGAAGUGCAAAGCUCGACUUACGGUUAAAGCACCUAAAGGUAUCAUUAUGAUCAUUGGUGACCUGUACCAUUCAUUGAAGCAAACUACCAAAAAGAAGCCAUAA
Bombyx mandarina (wild silkworm) is the source of this 519-nucleotide messenger RNA. RefSeq lists its product as uncharacterized. The record is from RefSeq and is a predicted model, not a curated record. NCBI's taxonomy places the organism in Eukaryota, Metazoa, Arthropoda, Insecta, Lepidoptera, Bombycidae.